UUUUUCGGCAUUCCGUCGUCCGCGUCCGGUAUGACCGGUAUUAUCUAGUCGUAUUAUGAUAUUAUAGUUGUGUAACACUACAAACAUUUCUUUUACCCGUACAAUAAUUAUCGCGAUUCGGUUUACCACGCACGCGCGUUCGCGUCUCCCGCGCAUAAACUCGUCCGGUGGGGCGUAGAAACAACACGAAAUCGCAGCGCCUCUGCCGCCGAGUCCGUCCGAUUAUUGUCGUCGGCCGCACGCGCGAAUUCCACUCAGUAUCGCGCGGAAUUCCCGUUCACCGCUUCUGGUCGAUGCUAUCCCCGGAUUCCCGUGACGCAAAAACAGCAGCAGCAGCAGCAGCAGCAGCAUAAUAGGUAUAUACAGGUAUAGCUGUGCGGGACGGCCGCCAACACCACGCGGGUGAUGAUGUCUUCGUUGCUGUCGUCCACGACGGCGGUGCCGGCCACUUCGACGGCCUCGGCCGCCGCAGCCGCGACCGGGACGGGCCCCACGGCAACGGUGAUCGCGCUGACGGCGGCUUGCGCGGCGCUGUCGCUCAUUUUGGUGGCCAUGUGCCUGUUGGACCUGCCGUACUUCUUCCGGUCGCUGUUCAGCUACGUGUCGGCCACGUGCUUCAAGAAGAAGCUCCGGGCCACCGACACGGCCGUCUACUCGUCCGUGUGCCUGACCUCCGACCUGGACGUGUACCUGACCCACAUGAACAACGCCCGGUACCUGCGCGAGAUCGACCUGGCCCGCAUCGAGUUCCUGCUGCGCACCGGCAUAUGGCGCGAGCUCCGGCGCCGCGGCGGCCUCAUAUUCACCAUCGCCAACAGCGUCCGGUACCGGAGGUUCGUGCGCACGUUCAGCCGGUACGAGAUCCGCACCAGGAUCGUGUACUGGGACGACGUGUCCAUAUUCUUCGAGUUCCGGUUCGUGUCCAAGGCCGACGGCUUCGUCCGGGCCAUCGUGUACAACCGGCAACAGGUGGUCGACUGCAGCGCGGACGAGCUGAUGCGCACCGUCGUCGGGGUCGGUGGCGGCGGCGGCGGCGGUGGCGGCGGUGGCGAUGCGACCGCGGACGCCAAGACGGCGGCCGAGGGCGCGUUCCGGCGGCCCGAGUGUCCCAUCGAGAUACACCACUGGAUACAGUCCAACCUCAUGUCCAGUGCCAGUCUCAAGGCCGAGAUUGGCGACGGCGACCCGCUGUAACGCGUUUGCCGUUCGCGGGGGGGGGGGCGGUCUAGUCCCGCCGCCCGGCCACGGUACGCCGCCGCGGGGUAGAGCAAUAAUAUACACGUUCGGGCGCAUUUUCCCCAGACCCAACAGAGACGCGGUAAUUCCGCGUGACGUCUGUGGAAGACACCGCGUCACGCGAGCAGGUCGGCUCAGCGGUCUCCCGAAGACGCGUGUCCGUAUGUAUUUAUUACCGCUUGUCGGCAUCAGAUGAGUAUACGCCCGAGAGUGCACUACCCAUUACUAUGUUAUUAUCAGUAUACAUUCGAGUUGAUACGAAAGGUGAUAUUAUUUAUGUUGUAAUAAACAACUUUUUUCCAUUCGAUACUAUUUUUCACGUCCAAAUUUAUCGUGUUAUAAUAAUUAGAUACUCAUCCCGAUAUUCGAUACGAUUGUUUUCCCGUCAUUUUUUCCCGUUCAAUCUCGAAUUCUCCUUCGCCGCGGGUAUCUCUUUUUCAAAAUAAUUUUUACACCCAAACGCGCGUCCAUUCAUUUUUACACCGUAACGUGUUUUCAGAAAAUAAUGCGUCCAAACGUGUUACGCCCAUACGGGGCGAUAAACUGCUGCUGCACCUGCAUCCAGCGAUGUACACCUCGAUGGAUCUCUCGCAUGCAGCGCGAUUGUAUAUUGAUUGUUAUCGCCGCUUUGAAUGCGGAAUCGAUUGGUUUUUGUUGUUUUUUUUUUUGUUUUUAAAUAUUUUAAAGUCGUUAUCGACUGCUUGGAGAGAGGUUCACGCACGUAUAUUGUAUAAAAGAUAAAACAAUUACGAAAAGAUCACAUGACCGUUCGUAUACCAAUCGGGACCGCAUUAUAAUGUCAUAUACCUAUGAUGAUUAAUAUAAUAUUACAUGUUAUUAUACUCGUCUGUUUUUUGUACGUUCUAGUCUCAUUUUCUGCCUUUUAUGUACUUAAUACCAUUUUGAUUAUGUUCAAGUACGCUUGUAUAUUAUAUUAUGAUAAUAAUAUGAAAAUAACGACCUCCAUUUACCAAGCGAUGUGUAUUUGACGUUAAUAUAGACAAUAAAAUAUAUAUAAUUUUAUUUUUACAAACCUA
Messenger RNA from Rhopalosiphum padi (bird cherry-oat aphid), 2273 nucleotides. RefSeq names its product protein THEM6-like. The transcript has a single exon. The record is from RefSeq and is a predicted model, not a curated record. Bases 406 to 1194 code for a protein of 262 amino acids. NCBI's taxonomy places the organism in Eukaryota, Metazoa, Arthropoda, Insecta, Hemiptera, Aphididae.